CUUUCAGCCGGUAGCGCGCUUAAGCAGACAGUUUGGAGAGCGUUCUUCUCAGAGUCGAGUGCGAGCUCAUCUGCAGCGUUACCACAUUUCACCGCAACGGGAAAAAGGGUUGAAAAAGCUCUGCACAGGUUCACCAUGGGAAACAAGUUCAGCAGAAAACGAGACGAGACUGUCCCUGAGCAGACGACUGCAGCAGAGGAGACAGCAGUUGCUCAGCCAGCAGAAGAGUCUGCGAUACCCUGCACCCAAGAGGCUGUGGAGACAAAGAAUCUCGAUGUGGUGGUGGGUGAGUGUGUGACACAGUUGGCGUGCAAAGGGGUAGAGGCUGUUGCUUGCUACGCUGGGUUAAAUGAUGCUGAACCAGAGCCUGUUAAAGAGGAAGCUCCAGCCCAACCCAACCUUCUGGACUCAAUCAGCGAACCAUCCCCUCCAGAACCAGAACCUGUUGCAGAACCAGAACCUGUUGCAGAACCAAAACCUGCUGCUGAGGCUCUGAUUUCCCUGGAUCCAGAACCUGUUCCUCAAGAAGAGCCUCUCUCAGAUCCCCAUGUGGAAGUUGAGGCUGUCCUGGAGCCCACCUCAGAGUUACCACCAGUCCCGGCUGAGGCUCUGGAGCAACCCACAGACAUGCUCACUGAGUCCUCCCCUGAGCCAGAGCCUAUCUCUGCUCCUUUGAUUGACCUGGCUGUCCCUGAUGUCCCUCCCCAACCUGUUGACACUCCUCCCUCCCCAACUCCCACCCCUGAACCAGUCGAUGAAGAUGAGCCCGCAGACAUCCCAGAAGGCGAGGAGUGCCAAGACAUUGCUGAGAUCUGCACGUUUGAGCUGGAAAAGUCUGAGUCUCUGGAAGAGCCGGCGGAGGUGGAGGCCGCAGAGAAUUUGGAGCAGAUCGUGAGUCAUGUCGAAGAGGAAAGCAUUAGUGGACUCCUGCACAAGUUAGAUCUGAAAGGAAAUGACCUCAUCCCCAUUGAUGUCACAAUCCCAGAUGACCCUCCCAUCACAGACAUCAGCCUGUCUGCCGAGCUGAUUUGAAUCCAAUAAGCGAAAGAAGUGAAUAGAUAUUUUUUUCUGUGAAACACUUUUUAACCUUUUUCAUGACUUCUGACUUCACAAAUACAAUGAUUGAUUCCUCAUGUGUGCAGCCUAAUAAAGGGGAACGGCUUAUUUUCUCUUUCAAAAUGAACCAGAUGUGCCAAGUGAACAUAAUGAUGUCUAAAUACUGACACAUUUAUGUUUUUGGAUACAUGUAUACUGCCAUAUACUAUCUGUGGGUGAUGAGUACAGAAGCUCAAGCAGGACAGGGGAUAUAGGUUUACUUACGUUUAUUGAUGGACACGGAGAUCUUCCUCUAUGCAAAAUUCACAGGGCAAGAAUUUAAAUGUAUUUCUCAUAGGGACUUGAAAGAGGUGCUGUUGCUUUAUGAAAACCUAAAAGUUAUAUGAUAGAGUAGCAAAUAAUCAUGUUAAUUGAGUGCAAAGGGAAAAGUAUGUUUUUUGAAGUGGAUAAUCCAUUAAUUCAAAACGACAGGUAUAAGGGACAAUAGCAAUGCGACCAAAAAUGGAGAGCAUAUUUGUAUCUGAUUAUAUACAAGUUUUCAAUAAACAUUUUUGCUUUAAAAUACUUGUUUGGAUUUUGCAAUAUUCCUCCAACAGGAAUAGAAAUCUUGUAUUAUCAGGUGUUUUUUAGAAUUAAAGUCGUGCCUUGGUUGUGGAAAUAAAAUUAUUUCAUGUGUGGUAUCGUC
This is a messenger RNA of Paralichthys olivaceus (Japanese flounder), 1741 nucleotides long. Its product is annotated as cell surface glycoprotein 1-like. The record is from RefSeq and is a predicted model, not a curated record. NCBI's taxonomy places the organism in Eukaryota, Metazoa, Chordata, Actinopteri, Pleuronectiformes, Paralichthyidae.